AUGCAGCAACACGACGGUGCCCCUACCGCCCCCAGCGGCCCCCGUCUCCAGACUGGUUUCCCCAGACAGGUCAAUGGAGGCCAUCACGGCUUUUCCCACGGUGCCUUUGCUACCAACCAGCCCGGCUACGGUGACAGGCACCCGGAGAGGGCCAACAACAUGUCCAUCAACACCGGCAGACUUGCCCCGGGCAACCAGAAUGGCGCUGAUUUGCAGACUCCUGGAACCGGUUUCGACAUGAACUUCACUCCUCUGCUUCCUUCGCAGCUGCUUCUCGGCAGCCCCUUCCAGCCCGGUUCUCCUUCUGCUUUUGCAUCCCCGCAAUUCCAGAAUUUUGCCCAGUUUGCGAGCCAGAACCAAUCGCAGCAGCAGAAUCACCAGUCUAACCACGUCGGUAGCCCUCUGCAGCAGCCUCUCUCGCCCCAGCUGUACCAAAACAUGGUUUCUCCUACAAGCGGCUUUUUCGGUGGCCCACAGUCUCCCACCGGAGGCUUUUCUGGUUUCGGCGCGCAGGGCCUUGGUGGCCUCGGCUCCUCCAUGCCAAUUGCCCCUGGCUUGGUCUCUGGAACCAGCAGGACCGUCUACUUGGGCAACAUUCCCCCAGAGACAUCUGCAGAGGAAAUUUUGGGUCAUGUCAGGAGCGGCCAGAUCGAGUCUGUCAGGCUUCUGCCUGACAAGAACUGUGCCUUCAUCUCAUUCUUGGAUAGUAGCUCUGCUACGCACUUUCACUCUGAUGCCAUCUUGAAAAAGCUCUCCAUCAGGGGUCAGGACAUCAAGAUCGGGUGGGGAAAGCCUUCGCAGGUACCCACAUCUGUGGCCUUGGCAGUACAGCAGUCCGGCGCUUCUCGUAACGUCUACUUGGGCAACCUGCCAGAGGAUGUUACCGAGGACGAGCUCCGUGAGGAUCUCAGCAAGUUCGGACCCAUUGACACUGUCAAGAUUGUCCGAGAAAAGGCCAUUGGUUUCGUUCACUUCUUGUCGAUCGGCAAUGCCAUUAAGGCUGUUUCCCAGCUUCCCCAGGAGCCCAAGUGGCAGGCUCCUAGGCGUGUAUACUAUGGCAAGGACCGCUGCGCAUAUGUUUCCAAGACGCAACAGCAGAACGCUGCUCAGUACUUGGGUAUUGCACCCGGAUAUGCACACGUUUUGAACGGCGCGGACCGUGAUAUGAUUUCCAACGCUCUCGCUCAGCAGUCCGUAGCUGCGGCUGCAGUAGCAACCUCGGCUGGUGGUGUAAACAACCUGGGUAACCGCACUGUCUACUUGGGUAAUAUCCACCCGGAGACCACUAUUGAAGAGAUUUGCAACGUUGUGCGUGGCGGCCUUCUUCACCACAUCAGGUACAUUCCUGACAAGCACAUUUGCUUCGUUACAUUCAUCGAUCCCACUUCUGCAGCGUCCUUUUACGCUCUCAGCAACCUACAAGGUUUAAUGAUUCACAACCGCCGUCUGAAGAUUGGAUGGGGCAAGCACUCUGGCGCUCUUCCCCCUGCCAUCGCCCUUGCCGUCAGCGGCGGUGCUUCCCGCAAUGUGUACGUUGGUAACCUCGACGAGUCUUGGACUGAAGACCGUCUGAGGCAAGAUUUCUCCGAGUACGGCGAGAUUGAGUUGGUCAACACCCUGCGCGAGAAGAGCUGUGCCUUUGUCAACUUCACCAACAUCGCCAACGCCAUCAAGGCUAUCGAGGCCAUCCGAGGCCGCGAGGAGUACAAGCGGUUCAAGGUCAACUUCGGCAAGGACCGAUGUGGUAACCCUCCCCGCCAGAUGACCAACCAGCAAUCACAAUCUCAGCAAGCCGGCAGUGAUGGUCUCCAGUCGCCUUCACCCAUCAACGGUCUGCACCCCAACCGUGCUGGUGCGUCGGUCUCGCCCACUGGCUCUGGCGCUCCUGGCUCUGGUCAGAGUACUAAUGGACAGUUUCCCUCUGUUCAAGCCCCUGCUUCAGGCAAUAUUCUGAACGCGAGCAGCAACAACAACCCGUUGAUGAUGUACCUCCAGGCCCAGCAGCAACAGGCUCAACAGCAACAGGUAGAGGCCAACAUGCAACAACAGCAGAACCAACAACAACAGCAGCAGCAACAGCAGCAGCAGCAGUCGUUUCAGUCGCCCCAAGCUGCCUUCUAUGGUGCUGACUUGAACUCGCCCCAGCCUCACCACUCGCACAGCUCUCACCAGAGUACCUCAAGCUUUAGCCUGAUCAACGGUACAUCUGCUGGUGGCUCUGGAACUACUACUGUUGGCGGUCUUCUUGCGCCCUCGAACCUCAACUCUCGUGGUCAGCACUCCCGUGCUGUGAGCCUUCCCGCCUUCACCCAAGGGCCCUUCAACCACUCCAUGCCACAGACUCAAGCUCCUCAACAAGGAUCGUUUGGUAGUCUGAGUUCGGGCAUUGGUGGGUUUGGCAGCGGCAAUGGUGGCUACGGCCUUGCGAUUCAAGGUGAUGGUGGCUUGCCUGGAUGGGCUGAAGAGGAGGUCGGUGCGCAGUAAGCGCCCGUGGCCAUUUUGGAUACUCGCAAAUGUCAUGUUCACAUUAGCGAUAUCCGAUUCAAAUCUACGACGUCAAACCUGUUGGUUAUCACUCACCACUUACCUCCCUUCUCCUUUCUUUCUUUUUGCAAAUCUUUUUGAACCUAGGGUACUGGCGGAAAGGGCGUCGCUCUAUUGAUCUGUCGUGGAUCUGACUCUUCAACUAUGUGUUGUAAUUUGAACAUGCGCGUUCUUUGCCUUAAUACUUGACCUUACCACUUUCGUUUUCUUCUUCUUUCUUUGAUUCUACUUCUUCUACUUCUUCUUUUUCAUGGCUUGACAUGUUUUUGUUCAUGUUUGUAGUUUAGAUACCUGUAGGGAUACCUAGGGACAAAUAGGUGUAGGGGCAUGAGACUAGCACAGGGUCGACAUGAGUGUCUAGGCAGGAGUUCGUCAGUGAUGUUGGCAAUUGGAUUUUGUAAAAGCU
Messenger RNA from Bipolaris maydis ATCC 48331, 2950 nucleotides. RefSeq lists its product as uncharacterized. Gene Ontology annotation, cellular component: cytoplasmic stress granule. NCBI's taxonomy places the organism in Eukaryota, Fungi, Ascomycota, Dothideomycetes, Pleosporales, Pleosporaceae. The record is from RefSeq and is a predicted model, not a curated record. Gene Ontology annotation, molecular function: mRNA binding.